Coccinella septempunctata (seven-spotted ladybird) is the source of this 1715-nucleotide messenger RNA. It is a transcript of the gene Setd3, whose product is annotated as actin-histidine N-methyltransferase. Gene Ontology annotation, biological process: peptidyl-lysine monomethylation; peptidyl-lysine dimethylation; peptidyl-lysine trimethylation. The transcript has 5 exons. Lineage: Eukaryota; Metazoa; Arthropoda; Insecta; Coleoptera; Coccinellidae. The record is from RefSeq and is a predicted model, not a curated record. Bases 168 to 1652 code for a protein of 494 amino acids. Gene Ontology annotation, molecular function: protein-L-histidine N-tele-methyltransferase activity; histone H3K36 methyltransferase activity; transcription coactivator activity.
GUGGUGUUAAAUACUUGUUUUCGUUUUCGGUUCACGUGGUAUCACCCAUUUCAUCUCAAAAUAGAAAUGUAACAAUAUCGUGUUUCUAAAUCGCAAUAUAUGUCCCGGGUUGAAGUUUCCACCUGCAAGUUUCGUAAUUGUUGUCUUCUUUGUGAUAUUUCUUGAAAAUGGGCAGAAACAGUAAAAAACAAAUGGAUAGAACUGUCAAAUUAAGGAAUAAACAUAACCUUCAUUCAGAUAAACAAGAACUGAAGGAAAGUGUGGAACAUUUACUCAAACUCAGCAGUUCAAUACCUCAGCCAACAAUAAUAACAAAAGCAUUGGAUAAUCAUAACGAAAUCGCAAUACUUUUAGAUAAGAUAAAAAAUCUAGAACUGAACAAAUCAAAUCCAGAUAAUGGAGAGAGUAGUGUUCGUAAUUCACCUGAAAAACUUUCAUUAUUUUCCAACUGGUUGAAAGCAAAUGGAGCAGUUUUUGAUGGAUGCUCUAUAGCCGAAUUUCCUGGCUAUGACUUAGGUUUGAAAGCAGAUAUUGAUAUCCCCUAUGGGUCACUUUUCAUAGCAGUGCCAAAGAAGUUGAUGUUGACUCUCGAGGCUGCAAAAAAAUCCAUUCUGAAGAAAUUCAUUGAAAGGGACCAGUUACUUAAAAAUAUGCCAAAUGUCGCCUUAGCCAUAUAUCUGUUAGUGGAAAAGUUCAAAGAAAAUUCAUUUUAUAAGCCAUAUAUAGAUAUUUUACCCAAGACAUACCCUACCGUUCUUUAUUUCUCUAAACAAGAACUUAAUGAAUUGAAAGGAAGCCCUACGUUGGAAGUCGCCUUGAGACAAAUACGAAGCACUGCUCGACAGUAUGCUUAUUUCCAUACAAUUUUUUCCUCCACUGAUGAUAAUGUGAGCAGGUUAUUGAAAGCCCAUUUCACUUAUGAAGAAUAUUGCUGGGCUGUGUCCACCGUUAUGACACGUCAAAAUUUCAUACCUUCCGACGAUAAUGAGACUAAAGUAGCCGCACUUAUACCUCUUUGGGAUUUAUGCAACCAUACAAAUGGAAUGAUAUCCACAGAUUUCAAUCCUGAAUUGAGCAGAAGCGAAUGUUUGGCCCUCACAGACUUCAAAAAAGGCGAACAAUUAUUUAUUUUUUAUGGUCCAAGAACGAAUGCUGAGUUCUUUAUCCAUAAUGGGUUUAUUCCCUCAGGAAACGUAUAUGAUUCCUACCCUAUAAAGCUUGGUAUCAGCAAAUGUGAUCCGCUGAAAGAAAAAAGGAUUUUACUUUUGCGAAAAUUAGGUCUGGAGAAUACACAGGAAUUCAAAUUAAGGAUUGGAGAGAAUCCUAUUGAUGGGAAACUUCUGGCGUUUUUGAGGAUAUUCAAUAUGAGUCAAGAUCAGCUAGAUCAUUGGGUUGAAAGCAACAGGUCUGGAGAUCUGGAGUUUAUCGAAUGCGCACUGGACGUGUCUCUAGAGAAGAAAUCUUGGUGUUUCUUACAAACCAGACUGAAAUUGAUGUUAGCAACUUAUCAGACUACGCUAGAAGAGGAUAAAAAACUCCUGGAGGAAAACAAAUCGUCAUCGAAUACGGUAUUGGCUGUGAAAAUGAGAGCGUCAGAAAAGGAAAUAAUUUGGAACACCCUCAAUUGGCUAGAACAGCACGUGCAGCAAUGAAGUGAAAGAGGUGAAUCCAUGAUCAUUUUGAAAGAUGUACAAAUGUCGAUUCCUAUGAAUUUU